AUGGAAAAUGUGUAUCCACACUUUGCAAGAACCGUUUGCAAAGAGGUACGUGACAUUAUGGGAAGCAGCAUUGACGGCAUAAAACUUGUUCUGAAUGAUGCAGACUUUAGUGUUAUACAGGCCACAAUUGAUGGACCGAAAGACACGCCUUUUGAAGGGGGACGUUUUAAUAUAAAAUUGGUUCUUCCUAGCAAUUAUCCUAUCGAACCUCCACGAGGUUACUUUACGACUAAAAUUUUCCAUCCUAACAUAAAUUGGCACACUGGAGAUAUAUGUGUCGACACAUUAAAGAAGGAAUGGAGGCCAGAUUUGGGUCUACGACACAUUUUGGUGACUAUCCGCUGCCUGCUAAUAGCUCCUAAUCCGGAGUCGGCUCUUAAUGAGGAGGCGGGGAAAUUGUUGUUGGAAGAUUAUAAUGAAUACACCAAACAGGCUCGGCUGUUCACUGAGGUUCAUGCGCUUGUAUCCGAUGCUACAAAGAAGAGCAGUGUAGAGGGCGAGGCAGCGUCAUCCGCACUUCGUGAUUCUAACGGCCAGUCUAAUGCGAAACUGAAGAAGAGCAUGAAAGCUCAAAAGAAGGUAUCCGUCGCUAGGAAGAUGAUACGACGCCUAUAA
Echinococcus granulosus is the source of this 615-nucleotide messenger RNA. Its product is annotated as Ubiquitin-conjugating enzyme E2. Bases 1 to 615 code for a protein of 204 amino acids. NCBI's taxonomy places the organism in Eukaryota, Metazoa, Platyhelminthes, Cestoda, Cyclophyllidea, Taeniidae. The transcript has 4 exons. The record is from RefSeq and is a predicted model, not a curated record.